Molecule: messenger RNA, 4254 nt
Organism: Conger conger (European conger)
Lineage: Eukaryota; Metazoa; Chordata; Actinopteri; Anguilliformes; Congridae
Gene: slc6a1b
Product: solute carrier family 6 member 1b
Exons: 15
Coding region: 517-2319 (600 amino acids)
Biological process (GO): sodium ion transmembrane transport; neurotransmitter transport
Cellular component (GO): cell surface; plasma membrane; axon
Molecular function (GO): gamma-aminobutyric acid:sodium:chloride symporter activity
Source: RefSeq, a predicted model, not a curated record
UGGUGGAAAUGUUGUACACGGGGAGGGUCGACAUUCAGAUGACAUUGACGCUAUGUAGAUGAGAGCGGGGAUUUGUGCUACAUGUAACGUCUCUGGUUGUUGACGUUAGACGGUGGCACAAGGCAAAGCUGCUCAUUUCUCGUGUUGUUUCCCCCCUCCUUCAGCACCACACUUUUCUGGACAGCACCACGCAACGAGGCAUUUGCCUGCCUUUUCCCCCAGGAUAGCAGUUUUGUUCCAUUUUUUUAAUGGAAAUAACUUUCUUUUGUUUGUUCCGGUAAAAUUGCAAGUGCGUAACUUCAAGAGGAAUCUACAGAUGCUUCCAUCUGCACAUUCUGGCAGGCAUAACAGUUUUUGUUAACGUCAUUCCUAACCGGAAAAUUAUAUCCGCUCCCACCAUUUUUACCCCCAAAAUUUGGUCCCAAGCUUGGGUAAAGAACCGCGAAGCUGCUGUCUACGUGGACUGGUGCUGAAAUCUCCCGUCCGCCUGCCAGGACCUCUGCGAAACCCAGAGACAUGGCGACAAAUGGAACAAAAGCUUCGGAUGGACAUGUUUUGACAGAACUGAACGAAGCGCCUACUACCAAUGACAAACCCAAAACCUUGGUUGUGAAAGUGCAGAAGAAGAAAAAGGAAAUUCCUGACAGAGAAACGUGGGGAGGAAAAUUUGACUUUCUUCUGUCAUGUGUUGGCUACGCAAUUGGACUGGGAAAUGUGUGGAGAUUUCCUUACCUUUGUGGGAAAAACGGUGGAGGGGCGUUCUUGAUUCCCUAUUUUUUGACCCUCAUAUUUGCGGGAGUUCCCUUGUUUCUGCUCGAAUGUUCCCUCGGUCAAUACACAUCGAUUGGUGGUCUUGGAGUCUGGAAACUCGCACCAAUGUUCAAAGGUGUUGGCCUGGCUGCUGCAGUCCUUUCAUUCUGGCUUAACAUCUACUACAUUGUAAUAAUUUCUUGGGCCAUCUAUUACCUGUACAACUCCUUUACCACAGAUCUUCCAUGGAAAUCUUGUAACAAUGAUUGGAAUACAGAUAAAUGCUAUACAAACUACUCCAUUGUAAAUACAACCAAUCUCACCAGUGCAGUUGUGGAAUUCUGGGAACGCAACAUGCACCAGAUGACUGAUGGUCUGGAAAAGCCAGGCCAGAUCCGAUUGCCACUAGCAAUAACACUGGCCAUUGCAUGGGUCCUGGUCUACUUCUGUAUCUGGAAAGGUGUUAGUUGGACCGGAAAGGUUGUUUACUUCUCAGCCACAUACCCCUAUUUUAUGCUUUUUAUUUUGUUCAUCCGUGGAGUAACCCUUCCUGGAGCCACAGACGGAAUACUGUUUUACGUCACUCCUGAAUUCAGCAAACUUAAAGAAUCAGAGGUCUGGCUGGAUGCAGCAACACAGAUCUUCUUCUCCUAUGGUUUGGGUCUUGGGUCACUGAUUGCACUUGGGAGCUACAACUCUUUCAAUAACAAUGUUUACAGAGACUCCAUCAUUGUGUGCUGCAUCAACUCCUUCACCAGCAUGUUCGCUGGCUUCGUCAUCUUCUCCAUCGUGGGCUUCAUGGCCCACGUGACCAAGAGGCCCAUCGCUGAUGUGGCAGCCUCAGGCCCAGGAUUGGCUUUCUUGGCCUACCCCGAGGCUGUGACACAGCUGCCCAUAUCUCCGCUCUGGGCUAUUCUCUUCUUCUCCAUGCUACUGAUGCUGGGGAUCGACAGUCAGUUCUGCACCGUGGAAGGGUUCAUCACUGCGUUAGUGGACGAGUUUCCCCAACUGCUCAGGGGGAGGCGAGAGCUCUUCAUCGCUGGCGUCUGUUUUGUGUCAUAUAUAAUCGGUCUGUCCAACAUCACACAGGGAGGGAUCUACGUGUUCAAACUCUUUGACUACUACUCGGCUAGUGGAAUGUGCUUGCUUUUCCUUGUGUUCUUCGAGUGCACCUCCAUAUCAUGGUUCUACGGUGUGAACAAGUUUUAUGACAACAUCCAGGAAAUGAUUGGAUACAAGCCCUGUCUGUGGUGGAAACUGUGUUGGGUUGUCUUCACUCCUCUAAUUGUUGCUGGUGUGUUCCUGUUCAGUGCAAUUCAAAUGGUUCCCCUAACCUUGAACAACUACGUGUUCCCAAAAUGGGGGCAAGGAGUGGGCUGGUGCAUGGCUUUGUCCUCUAUGCUCCUCAUUCCUGGGUACAUGGUUUACAUGUUCCUCACACUAAAGGGCUCCUACAAAGAGCGUCUUCGGAUAAUGAUUCAGCCAGCAGCAGUUGUCAAAGCCCAGGAGAACGGACCAGAGCAGCAGACUGAGAAUCCCAACCCUGCCAAUGAGGAGGCUUACAUCUAAACCCUGUUUCAUAGGCCAACUUUCAUGCAGAAAUUGUAAUCAUGGUUGAACAUGACCAAGGACUUCCAUGUCUAAUAUAUAAUCACCUACCUCCAGGGGCAAAAUGUGACCAACCUGAUUACAAUUGUUUGAGUUUUAUUUUUCAUUUGGAAAAAAAAAGACAAACUACCCAGCAAUGUCCUAGUGAUAGUUUGUAUUUCAUAUGCAAAAUGUUAGUCUUUCUAAAAUGUUGAAUUAUAACCACAAAACCACUGUAAUUUGAAAUAUAAUUUGAAUUUGGAGGCCCAAUGUGAUUCAAAACUACUGUGCUAACUUUUCAAAUAUUUACAUGUAAUUAAACUAUUAAAAUAUUAUUGUGAAAAUAAUAGAAUAGAUUAAGUUUGAUUGUAUUUUAAAGAAAUACAGAAAGAUGAAUUUCAUGUAUUAAAGCAAGUUAAUGCAAUGCGAAAAUUGCAUAAUGGAAUUGAAUAAUUUUGAUCAUGAUCAUUACGGGAAUGUGCAACAGGCAAGGCCAAAUUUCAUUGUGAUGUUUUGUAGCCAGACUAUCACACUAUUUCAAGAUACUGCAGUUUGCAUUGCAAACAAUUUGUUGUUUUUUCCAUUCAUUCCUGGGUGACCAAGCACAAGGCCAGUGUGAAUUUGAAAUUAUAGGAGCCCUUGGGGUGAUAAUGUACCUGUCACAAAACCAGAUUAACAUCAAGAGAGACUGUUACAAUUUUAUGUUUGUUUUCUAAGAAAGAAAAAAACUUUGUAUGUAAUUGAAUUUUUUUUAAAGAAUUUUUUUAGUAAGUUUUCUAUGUAAAAGUUAGUGAGAAGGACCAAAAUCAUACUCAUAUGAAAGCAUUUAGCUAUGCUGUGCAGCAUUCCGGAUCUGACCAGAUUAAUUUUAGCGGCUCACCACGUCACUGCGAAGCACAGGGUACAAAGUCUUAUCACAAAAGCAACAUUCGAGCAGUGACAAUCCACAGUAUAUACAUACAGUAUAAUCCUGCUUAUUUCAUUAGAGUGCCACUCCUCAGGAACAAUGGUGGAAGUGACCAAAAUUUCUCCAGAAACUAAUAGAGUUGAGAGCUGUGAAGGCCUUCAGCCAGUAACCAAUCAAAUUAGUUUAAGCCAUAGUCUCGUCUGUAUGACUGUGCAGGUUUCCAAUACUUCAGCUUAAGCUAGAAAUACCUUAGAUGAACCAGCAAACUUUGUGAACAAUGACAGGCCAAUUAAACUAAAACUAUAUUUUGAUUUUUAAUUUUUAUAGAAAGCAUAUUAAUAAUGGAGUUGUUUGGCAAUAAAUAUAGAUAUAUAGAUGAAUAUAUACGUAGGCCUAUAUGAGAGAGUUAACGGUUUUUCGUUUUUCCCUGUUUAUUUACUUCACCAGUUAAAAGCACAAAGCUUUAAUUCCAACUAUUGCCAUUGUAUUUAAAUAAGGAAAAUGUUAGUUUGCUUCUAUGGCAGCUACAAGUGACAGGGAUCUGGUUACAGUAGUCAUUUUUCUCUGCAAAGAUAUAUAACUAAAAUGUGCAAUGAAUAAGCGUUCCGUGAAUUUUGUAUAAAGUUACCAUACUGCAGUUUUCUCUCUUAAACGAUGUUGUAAAACUGUACUGUGUAAAACAUGUAACUGUGAAUGUCCGUAUGACCUUUGAAGUUUAUGUCUAAAUGUUGAAAAAAUCUUAUAUUAUUUGCUGUUUUCUGCAAUAAUAUGUUGAUCUCAGAAACUUAAGCACAUAUCUUUCUGAAAUGUAAAAAAUUAAUAACAAUAAUAAUAAUAGAUACUAUGUCUAGUUAAAAAAUAUUGUUUUGUAUAUUUCUAACUGUUUCAUGGGCCUAAUGUACAAUAUUAUAUGUAAAAAAUAUAAUAAAUGUCUCUAGAUGGUGUUAUAUGAAAAAAGCAUGAUUGCCAUAUAUGUUAUCUGAAAAAAUAAAUAAAGAAUUAUAGAUUAA